UAAUUUCCAAUCGUAUUGCUAACUUAUUCCAAUGGCAAUCUAAGCUAUUUCCCACACGCACUGCCCACGACGACUUUUCGUGGUCAUCAUGUGAGCGCACACGGCAUAAUUUAGACAAUUCCCUUCAUUUAUUGUGAAAAAUGCACUCAAUUUAUAUGACUUGAUUAUAUUUGCCUUCCUUUUUUCCACUCGCCGUCGAAUGGCUGAAUGCUGAAUGGCUGUGUUUGCUUAAGUCGCCGCACAGAUCCAUGACAUUGCCAUGGCUAAAGACAUGGCCAGGGACAUGGCCUAAACAAGACUGCGACAACAACACCCAGAGGAUUGGCUGACGAUGACCGAGAGGAGGGGAUGGACGAGCCCGAGGCGCACCCCACGCCAAUUUAUUAAAGCCAACACCAGGGAAAUGUUGCCCGACUGGCCGAAUGGCACAGGUUCCUCCUUCGAGUGGUCAUCCUGGUUUAGGGGCCUAUUCGCACGAUGACGAUGAUCCGCGGCUAGCUCCCAUGGCCUGUCCUGCCUCCCGCUCCUGCGGAUCCCUGCUCCCCACAGCUCCCACCUGCCACGGCAGAGCUCCGUUUGGCCAGCAGUUAAGCUAUUCGUCUGCCCUGACAAAUCGAGAGUUGAGCCGGGCGAGUGGACCUGGAUCGGGUUGGGCACUCGGACAGUCCCUGGCCCCAGUCCUCGGCUCCAGCUCCCCGAUCCUGCAGCAGCCACACAAUGGCCAUGACGAUGCGCAAAUAUAAUUUCACAACUGUCUGCACAUGCUCCAAACGGAACGAGACACACCGCAAAGUUAAAAAUACA
Molecule: messenger RNA, 804 nt
Organism: Drosophila serrata
Lineage: Eukaryota; Metazoa; Arthropoda; Insecta; Diptera; Drosophilidae
Source: RefSeq, a predicted model, not a curated record